Symbiodinium sp. CCMP2592 is the source of this 1011-nucleotide messenger RNA. NCBI's taxonomy places the organism in Eukaryota, Dinophyceae, Suessiales, Symbiodiniaceae. The record is from the annotation of a GenBank genome assembly.
AUGGAUUGUACAGCUGCGCCACAAGUCAUUGAGCACCUGAAGGAACAGCUGAACUUCACGCCCUUUGACACUCGAUGGGUGCCCCAGAGCGCCCGCUAUGUUGUGCUGGGCCAGUACCCUCGUGCGACUGGUUGCAUUCGCGUGUGCCAGCUGAACAAGGGCAAGAGCGAGAAGCUGGCGGAGACAGAGCAGCCCAAGGGCUUCAAGUGUGGCACCUUCGGCGCGUCCUCAAUCGAGGACCGCCACCUUGCUACCGGCGACUAUGCCGGUGGCCUGGCCAUCUGGGAUCUGGAGAAUCUCAAGAAGCCUGUUUGGAGCGUGAAAGGUCAUGACCUCAUUGUCAACGCCAUCGAUGGCUGUGGAGGCCUCGGCAUUGGCAGCGGGGCUCCCGAGCUAGUGACAGGCAGCAGGGACGGGACGGUUCGCGUCUGGGAUCCUCGCACCCAAGAUCCAGUCCUUUCACUUGAGCCCGUAGAGGGCGAGACACCGGCCGAUUGCUGGACAGUGGCCUUCGGCAACUCCUACAACGACGCAGAGCGCUGCAUCGCUGCAGGAUACGACAACGGCGAUGUCAAGAUUUUCGACUUGCGCACCAACACUUUGAGAUGGGACACGAACGUCCGGAACGGUGUGUGCCAUCUCCAGUUCGACAGGAAAGAUAUCAAGAUGAACAAGCUGGGCGUCUCGACACUCGAGUCGACCCUGGUGGUUUAUGACCUUCGCACGUAUCACCCUGAAGAGGGCUACGCAGGUAGGAAAGAGAAGGUGACAAAGAGCACACUUUGGGGCGCGCACUUCCUGCCGCAGAACCGGGAAGUCUUCGCCUCCUGUGGUGGCAACGGAACCAUCACCUUGUUCAAGUACUCCUACCCCGAAGAACGGUCCAUCCAGGACAAGGAAGGCAUAGAUCGUGGAGUUGCUGGCACAGUGGAGAUGCUCAACCAGAAGGACCCCGAGAGCACACACAUAUAUAUAUAUAUAUAUAUAUAUAUAUAUGUGUGUACAUACUAA